This is a messenger RNA of Heteronotia binoei (common prickly gecko), 694 nucleotides long. RefSeq lists its product as uncharacterized. The record is from RefSeq and is a predicted model, not a curated record. The coding region runs from base 1 to 687 and encodes 228 amino acids. NCBI's taxonomy places the organism in Eukaryota, Metazoa, Chordata, Lepidosauria, Squamata, Gekkonidae. The transcript has 5 exons.
AUGACUACGCCCAAACAAGCUGUAGAGAGUUUGGAUGGCACAGUUCUGAGUGGCUGCUCGUUAGAUCCUGAACUCAGAAUUCACAAGGCUCUGAUGAUACGUCCAAAUCAUGACUGGUCCUUACGUUCACAACAAAUCAAGGCCUCUCACAGGGGGGUUGGCUCUAAAAGGCCUUGGCAUUGGAGUCGGCAAAAUGUCCAAGAAAAGGGAGUUCCUGGUAGACCCCUGCCUGAUUAUCAACAGCAUCUCUACAGACUCCUGGGCCCCGAGAAAGCCUCUCAUAUUUUAAAUCCACCCAUCUUGGAAAAGCCUAUAAGUGCUCCAGUACAACGCCUGCUGGUGGCUGGCAGAGCCAUAGGGGCCAAGGAGCUCUGGAGGGCCCUGCAUGAGGAACCCAAGUGCCAGCGUCAGCUUGCAGAAGCUAAGAAAGGCCGCUCACUUUCCCACCAGGUACCGUGGCUAGGAUGCCCAGUUUCCACACCUCGGAUGCUGCAAGUGGCCUGUUGGCGGAGGCAGCUGCACACAAUGCACCGUCUUGGAAAGCAGCGCCAGCGUACAGCCAGCUGCCUCCUUGCCACAAAGCACAUUACCGAUCUCAGUGAUCCCUAUGGGACCGAAGGACCCGCUCGGUACCUGCAUUACACCCCAGACAAUAAGCAGGUACUUGGACACAUGCUGAAGGACUAAUAUUGGG